CCCGGAAAGACACGAAUAAAGUAAACCAAAAUAUCCCAGACUGUGACAACCCAAAAUGUUUCGACUACAACUCAGCGGUCAUGGGAGAGAAGGGCUUCCAAUCUUGACGCCGUUGGUGGGAAGUUGGGAGUUUCCAAGAAAAGUUGGAGUUUCCAAAAAGACUGUCAACAGGAAGAAGGCGGUCAAAAAGACUUACGCUUCGAACACACCGACUGUGUUAUGCGUUUCGAUACACCAAAGUACAUUAAUUUCCAAUGGAAUGCUGCAUUUGCCUUGCAGCGUUGCAGAAGCAGUUGCAGUGCGUUCUGUGUCAAAUUGUAUGCGUAGACUUGACAGAAAGUAGAACAAAUAUUAACGUUUAAUUUUUUUUGCACACAUAUUCGGUAAAAAUGUGGGAUUACAUAAAAACAGUUUGAUUGCAUAAUUUCUUUACAUUUUGUAUUAAUUUAUUUGCCAAGUAUAUUAUUUAUUCGAUGACAGCCACAAAUUAAUUGUGAGAGCCUAUAAUAUAAUUUCCCUCCAAAAUGCAAUAAUAAAUAGUCAAGAUAGCGGAGUAGGCUCUUUCAACAAUGAGACCAACGUUGAGGAAGGUGGUCUUGAUCGCGCUGUUGGGCCGGGACCAGCCCCGCCGAAAGCGCAGGUCUGUGUGGGUCCAGAGAUGGUUAAAGUCCCUAAAGCAAGCAGGGGAGUUCCACCGUCUAAUUCAAGAGCUUCGACUGUUUGGAGAGGAAUUCCGAAGUUACUUUCGUCUGGACCGAAGCCAGUUCGAUCACCUGCUCCAGAUGGUUGGAGCCAGGAUCACCCGGAUGGAUACCAACUACCGGGAGUCCAUCAGCCCAUUUGAACCCCAUGGCGAUUUGUCUCCGGGAAGCUACAUUCUAAUUCUUGGCGACAGGGGACUCCUACAGGACCCUAGGAUUCAGCUUCCGAGUUGGACGGUCCACGGUGGCAGGCAUUGUCCCCUCUGUGGCACAAGCCAUUUGGGACUGUCUGGUUGGUGAAUACAUACCUGUCCCCAAGGAGGAAGACUGGAGGGCCAUCGCUGCCGAGAUCCUAGAGAGGUGGAAUUUCCCCAACUGUCUUGGCUCUAUUGACAGGAAACAUGUAGUAAUCCUGGCUCCACCGUGCUCAGGUUCGCAAUUCUACAACUACAAGGGUACAUAUUCAGUUGUACUCUUGGCUGUAGUAGAUGCCAUCUACUGUUUCCGUGUUGUCGAUGUUGGUGCUUACGGCAAGGGAAGUGAUGGCGGGACCCUCCGGGACUCUGCCUUUGGCCAGGCACUUCAGGAUGGCACCCUGGAUAUUCCACCACCUGCAUCACUCCCUGGGGCUGAAGACCUGGGACCUGUUCCCCACGUCUUCGUCGGCGAUGAGGCCUUCCCUUUAAGACCCAACCUCAUGAGGCCCUACGCUGGACGCCAGCUGCCAUUGCCAAAGCCUGCAAGGAUCUUUAACAAACGACUGUCCAGGGCAAGGUUAGUUGUUGAAUGCGCCUUUGGGAUUCUGGCAGCCCGAUGGAGAAUGUAUCGGAGAGUGCUUGGUCUCAGCCCCUCAAAUGUCGAUGCCUGCGUGAAGACCACGUGUUCUCCACAACUACCUGCGGAGGGAUGUCUGCACUGCCUCAAUGCUGCAUCUGUCUCGAUGACUUCACCAAUCCAGUCUCUAUCCCCUGUGGCCAUCGCUUCUGCCUGGGCUGUAUCGGGGAGUACUGGAGACUCCAUGGUGCCUGCCAGUGUCCUCUCUGUAUGACAUGUUUCCCCAUAAGGCCACAGCUAAAAACGAAGCCAACCCUACAUAAUGUUGCACCGCGGGAGGAAAUCCAAGCCGCACUCAGAGCAGGUGAGGUGCCCUGCGAUAUCUGUCCAGAAAAGCGGUGUAGAGCAGUGAAGUCAUGUCUGGUGUGCCUGGCCUCGUACUGUGAGAUGCACCUGGAGCCUCACUACAGGGACUCGGCUCUAGGGCGCCAUCCACUGGUCACUGUGUGGAAGAACCUGGAUGAGCCUGUCUGUAGACUCCACGGGAGGCAGUUGGCCAGGUUUUGUCGGAGCGAUCAGACCUGCAUCUGUGCUAUGUGUGUCCAGACUGAUCACAGGGGUCAUCGGGUGGUCACCAUCGCCAUGGAAGCAACAAAAAGAAAGGUUAAGCUAAAGAAGUCCAUGAUAAAGUUUCAGCAGAUGAUCCAGGAGAGACUGAAGAAGAUGGAGGACCUCCAACAAUCAGCGGAGCUCGUUGACGUGACUGAGGAGAAGCAGAAAGCAGCAGAGAGGCGGGCUGAGGGGCUCGUCAAAGAGAUGGAGCAGGAAAUCACUGAGCUACAGAGGAAAAGCACUGCGCUGGAGCAGCUCUCACACACCGAGGACCACCUCACCCUUCUGCAAAGAUUUCCAUCACUGUCCACUCCUCUACACAACAAGGACUGGUCACACAUCAUCAAGUCCCUGAUCCAAGAACUACAGGGGAAACUAGAAAUAUCCUCAAGAGAUAGUAGAAAACUACAUUGAGCCUCCUCCUAAAAUAAGACAUGUCUUUUUACUCAGGAACAUUUUAUGAUUGUUUAACAUCGUUCGGCCAUUUUGUCUGUCCUCAAGUGAUUUUUACAAUGAGAAAUAUCGGGAACUUAUUUGUUCAUUGUAACCUUGACUUAGCAUUUUACCAAAGGAAAUGUGACUUUAAUGUGUAUCACUUAUGCUCAUGUCGAGUUUAUCAUUGUGCCUAUCCUAUCCACAGUGUGCAGCCAUGGUUGAUUAUUUAUGUCUCGUUACAAUUUGACCAGAGUAAAUGUGAAUGUGAUUGUAAUUUAUUUAUAUAUAUAUAUAUAUAUAUCAUUUAUCUUAGAAUGUAUUCAAAAUGUUUAGUACCGUGCCAGAGAAAGUAUGACCACCAAUCAAGUAUUAUGCAGGUUUGUACGAAUUUGUGAUUGUGCAUUUAGCAGAGUUUGUCAUUGGAUUAAAUAAAUACUGUAGCCUAUCGUUA
Molecule: messenger RNA, 2973 nt
Organism: Oncorhynchus keta (chum salmon)
Lineage: Eukaryota; Metazoa; Chordata; Actinopteri; Salmoniformes; Salmonidae
Product: E3 ubiquitin-protein ligase TRIM47-like
Exons: 6
Coding region: 1488-2501 (337 amino acids)
Molecular function (GO): zinc ion binding
Source: RefSeq, a predicted model, not a curated record